AAAUGCGCAGGUGAGCUGAACACUGAAUUCUAGUCGUCGGGCGUCGACAAAAAUAUCGUGACUCGUCGUGUCUCGUCUCUCGUCUCGACUCGUCAGUUGUUCGUCUGUCUGUCUGUCUCUGUCGUGUAUGCGCAAAACAGUUAACAACGACACCAACAGCAACAGAAACAUCAACUGUCGCAGCAACACUUGUGUGUGUGUAAAUUGCGUAUACGCUGUGUGCGCUUAUAGAACAUUCUGUUGAUUCAAUUGUGACUAAAGCUGACCUUAAAAUUACUUUAAAUUUGCCACUGUUACCUAAUCGCAUUAAAAAGCGGACGAAAAAAACAAAGCGAAAACAGCGAAAAAUAAACAAAACCCCCGCAGUCACAGCUGUUGGCAGCCAACGCACGAGAUACAAAUACGUGUCUCAAAAAUUCCAAAGCAAACAUAAAAGAUAAACAAUAAUGUGAAUACACACAUACUUAAAACUAAAUUAAUAUUGUAACUACUAUAACUUGAGCAUUGGUUGUGGAUUGAAAAGCUAUACUCCAUACUCUGGCUAACAAGAAAUAAGUAUAGAGAGACAAAAAAAAAAAAAAAAACAAAGAGAGAGAAACAGAACACAUUAAGACACAAAGACAGUUAAAUAUAAUUAGAGAGCGGGAGAGUUGGUAGUGAUAAACACUAUCAGGCGACUCCGAGCAUAAUGGCCGACGAAGAUCUCAGCCCGCUGCCGUUUCGGCGAGAGCGCAACUUGAGCAACCGGAACUUCAACAAGCGCAACACUCUGCGUCGCAGUAGUAACGUGGAUGCGGAGAACGCCGGACGACGCGACAGCAACGUUAGCACCAGUUCCAGUUCCUUUCAGCUCUCCUACUCGGUCAACUCGGAUACGGAGAGUGCGUUCAACCGACGCUCAGUGCUUAAAAUGCGAGCGGCCAGCGAUGAGACGGGUGAACAACAACCCAAAACUCCUUCCCAACCCGAUGAGGAACCAAUGACACCAACCACUCCCACGGCGGAUCCUGCUCUGUUGGAUGUGCGACAGAAGGUGAAACGUUUUGAGACUCUUAAAUCCAACAUCAGCUACUUGCGGCAAGAGCGACUGAGUCUGAAGUUGCUCGAGAAUCGUCGCGUUCCCAGCUUCUCGCAAUACGAUGGGAGCGCGCAGCUCAAAACUCCUCCCACACCACGUCGGAUUGCCUUGCCGGGUCUUAGCUCCGGCAGUAAUUCCAUUUCUAGUGCACACGUCAGCAUUGACGAGGUGCGAUCCGAGGAUGAGGUUGAUCAGAUCUCUGACUUCGAGACGGAUCCCCAAACGCCAGCGGAACAUGAACUUAAGGAGAGCAGCUCCGCAGUGCUGAACAGUUCCAUUGAACCCGAGGAGAACAAAUCCCAGCACGUGCAGCGUUCGAUAAGCGCGGAUCACACACACAAGACUCGGCCGCUGCGACCCGACAAGGAUUUCCCAAGAAACUAUCGUUCUACUCCGAGAAGGAAGACUGAAAUCAUUGGAACAACAAACCAUCAACUGGUUGAUAAAUUUCAUUCACUCUACCAGCCCAAAGAAGAAGAGGAUGAUGUGGAAAUUGAGCUGCGUGAUAAGAGCGACAAAUGUGUGCAUCCAAUUCUGGAAGAGCUCAUACACACCGAAGAGGCCUAUGUGAAUAAUCUCUUUACUGGCUUGGAGAACUACGGCAAUAUAUUCCAGCGCAAGGACUUGCCUCUGGGACUGCGUGGCAAGAAGUACGAUCUCUUUGGCAAUAUUGAGCAGAUCUAUGAAUUCCAUCGCGAUGAGUUUUUGCCCAUGCUGCAACGCAAUCGCCGUGAUCUUAAACGUCUCUUUGACGAAUUCCUAGUAUUUUUAGAUCAAGACUGCUUUUAUGGUUAUGUGAUCUUUACGAUGAACAAACAGAAGUCCUUAAAGCUGUGCGAUCUUUAUAAGAAUUACUUUACGAGCAUUCGCCUGGAGCGUGAUGACAAGCUGGGCAUCAACAGUUUCCUUGUUCAGCCAAUUCAGAGAAUGGCGCGUUAUCCACUGCUCCUAACCCAGUUCAUCACUACUUUCUUCAAGAAUCGCGACAUUGUGAUGAAGCCACUUAUUGAGUCCUGCUGCCGUCUGGAGAAGCGAUUGCGCACAUUGUUGACCACAACGAAUGAAUCGGAAAUUAUCAAUGAUAUUGUGGAUUGCCAUGAGUUCAAUGUGUACUAUCAGGGCAAGUUUCGCAAGGUCAGCGAGUUCCAGGUGAUGGAUCAAAAGCUCAAACGCAACUAUCGUGCCAAAGUGUUUAUAUUUGACAAGUGCAUCAUUUAUACGGAGAUAAAAGGCAAGCAUCUGGUCUUCCAUGGUCGUUAUCCAUGCGAGCACGUUGGUAUCUCGGCCAGAACAAAAUCGUUUACACUCUACUAUGAGCGCCGCAAGCAACAGGAAUGCGAAUUCACCGCUGAUCCGGCACAGAUUCAGCUCUGGUUGGAUCUGAUACGCGACAUGAUCAACAACUAUGCCAACGAGGAGCGUCUGAAGCUGCAAGAGCGCUAUUCGCGUGAGAACGAUCAUCUGCAUCGCAAGGCACCGAGUUUCUCACUGUAUCGCGACUCGAAUCGCUUUAGCUCGGACAGUGGCAUUGGCAACAUAUGGAUAAUGCCCAAGCCUGAUGAGGACACCGCCAGCAAUCGAACCACUUGGUAUGCGGCCUCGUAGACAUCGAUGUAUACGGAGAUCUGAUCUCCGAUUGGUUCUGCGUGCUUUUAAGAGCCCAAAUUGCCCUAUAUGAAAUAUGGAGUUCAAUUUCCUGGGCUCCUUCCUCUCCCCCGAUCCCAGACUGAUCCUGAACAGCCUGUGCAUUGAGCCAACAACAUUUACCUGAAAGAAAUGUGGAAAGGAAAACAUUGUUGCUAUGUUUAAUUGUGCCCCAAAUUUGUUAUAAUUGUUAAGUUACCAAAUUCCAAAAAAAAAGAAAAAAAAAAACAA
Messenger RNA from Drosophila albomicans, 2953 nucleotides. Its product is annotated as triple functional domain protein. The record is from RefSeq and is a predicted model, not a curated record. Gene Ontology annotation, biological process: axon guidance. Gene Ontology annotation, cellular component: cytoplasm. The transcript has 8 exons. NCBI's taxonomy places the organism in Eukaryota, Metazoa, Arthropoda, Insecta, Diptera, Drosophilidae. Gene Ontology annotation, molecular function: guanyl-nucleotide exchange factor activity. Bases 689 to 2683 code for a protein of 664 amino acids.